This is a messenger RNA of Verruconis gallopava, 924 nucleotides long. RefSeq lists its product as uncharacterized. Lineage: Eukaryota; Fungi; Ascomycota; Dothideomycetes; Venturiales; Sympoventuriaceae. The record is from RefSeq and is a predicted model, not a curated record. The transcript is spliced from 3 exons. The coding region runs from base 1 to 924 and encodes 307 amino acids.
AUGAAGCUCACGUCAGCCGCCGUCGGACUUGUUAUUGCAACAUCUUUCGGCGUGGCCUUCGCUGAAAAUGUCCCUAACGGCGCCCACGAUCCUCGCACUCCACAGCCACGUCCCAACGUUUGCGACGACAAGUGCGACGUCGAGUUCAUGCGCCAGUACGACAAGUGCAAGGACAGCGACCCGGAUUGCGUGGCGAAGUCUCGUCUCUUGACGUGCCAGGGCGAUUUCGCGUGCUCAGUGAACUGCGGAUAUACUGCUGACGGCUGCGUGGUUCUUCCGAGCUCGACGUUGCUAGCUACAAGUCAAACCGCUUCGCUUUCGAACGGGUGCAGCGGUGCAGCAGUUAGCACGAAGACUAAGGUCGUGACGAUCUCUCGCCCACAGCUUGCCACGUCCGCCAUUCUUUCGUCUUCUCUACUCGCAGAUGAUACAAAUCGUGUGGUUGAAAGCGACGACGAUCUUGACGGGUUUGGUGCUAAAGUCUACACUACCCAAGAUGACGCCUUUUCACAGAGCUUUACCAGGCCUUCUAGCUCUCUUACUGCAACUCAGUCGCCCAACCUAACCAUGGCCGAUUCCAGUAGUGGCCGCGCAACCGCGAGUCCAUCUCUCUAUACCAAUUCAUCCCUGAAUCGACCGUCGUCUCCAUUGGGCAUCGCAACUCAUGCCAAUGCUUUGAACAAGGAUACCACUAGUAUAUGGUCAUCUGAGAUUAACACCGCCUCGUCCGCAAAUAUGGAUUCAGCAACGACUCGUCAUCCGAGCUUUGCCUGCGGAAACAUAACGACGAGCAGCAACUUGGGCGCACCAACAAGAACGCAGUCAAAUUCCGGCACUUCGACAUCAACUUCCAGUGCUAUUGCCGCUAUGAAGACUCCAGGUAUCAAUGUUCUUGGCUGUAUUGCCGCAGCGCUCCUGCUCUAA